GUUGUUGUUGUUGUUGUUGUUGUUGUUGUUGUUCUUGUUGUUGAACAUUGCGAUCCACUCCUUCUCGUCACACAAAACCUCGAAUUGGAUCUUUCGUCACCUGUUCAUCAUGAGACUCAAACUGCUGGCAGUGUUAGCGUCCACUGUGAGUGGUCUCUUGCCAACUUUGGAGAACCGCUUCAUCGAGGAAGACGACGGCUCUGUUAAAUAUGUCUCGGAUUAUACAGAAGACGGCGGGUCUUCAUCAACAUCGGUAAAGACAAUACGAAUUGCCACUAGUGAUGACGAUUCAUACGCUAUUGACACAGUACAGCGGGAUGCUUCUUCGCCUGUAAUUCUUAAUUUGAUUCCUGGCAUAUCGCUGCUACAGACCGACCAGAACCAUGAAUGUUAUUUCGUAAACACAACAAUUGGGACCUCUGUGUUCCCCUUGAUUGUGGACACUGGAUCUGCUUAUCUAUGGGUGUACGGUGAUGACUGUCAGCAGGAGCUAUGCCAGGCGGCCUCUGUGUACACCCCUUCAGCGUCUUCAGCUUCAACUUCAACGGAGACCUUUGCUCUGGCAUAUGUCACCGGUACCGCAUCUGGUGAAGUUGUACAGGACAACAUCAUUGUUAACAGACUGGCAACAACUGAGCAGUUUAGAUUUGGUGUUGCAGAUCAAGUGCCAGACUUCUUUGCAAGUUAUCCAGUUUCCGGUAUCUUUGGACUUCCAUCCUCAGAUUCUUCCUCCAUUGAAAGUAUCAUUUCGGCGUUGUACGAUUCUAACGCCAUUGCAUCGAAAAGGUUCUCAAUCGCAUUAGGCGAGGUUGGUAUCUCACAGGAAAAUUCAUCGUCAGAGUUUAACAACGCAGGGAUCUUUGCCAUUGGUGAACCCAUCAAAGAGUUGUACACAGGUGAAAUCAAAUAUUCUUCAUUGCUGAAUGACGCUGGAACAUACUGGAAGAUUCAAAUCGAGCAAGUGGUCAUUGGCGAUACACUUGUUCAGUUUAACGAAUCAGAUACUAUUAACGGAGUUGAAUCAACCAUUGCACGUGCUGCUAUAGUUGAUUCCGGUACCACGGUUUUGGCCUUGCCUGAACAAGACGCAUUGGAUUUACACACAUUCUUCGAGCUGUCCAUCACUGACGGUACAAAUUUCGCAGUUCUAUGUAACAGCACACUCAACAUUAACUUGCAGUUAAAUGGUCACAAUUGGACGUUGACUGCUGAUGAAUACCUCGGAGAUCCCUACGCAUCUGAUUCACCUUUCUACGGAUACUGUGUCUCAAAUAUCCAAGGUAUCCAGGGAAUGGAGUCCUGGAUCUUGGGGGCCGUGUUCUUGAAAACAGUCUAUGCAGACUUUAAUCUUGAGGAGCAGGAAGUUGGUUUUGCAACCCGUAAUGAUAACGUUAUUUUGACAUCUACAGAAACUUCUUCAUCUUCAAGCGUUACAUCACAGGCAUACUAUGGUAAUGUUACAGAGGUACAAUCGUCUCUAGUGACAUCUACAAGCACGGCAUCUCAAACGACAAGUAGCUCCACUUAUCGUGGUGAGGGUUUGGCUCUCACAGUUACAUUACCAACCAUCUUCGUAUCAGUUUUGGCAUUUUUACUAUAG
This is a messenger RNA of Williopsis jadinii, 1600 nucleotides long. Its product is annotated as pepsin-like aspartic protease. The coding region runs from base 110 to 1600 and encodes 496 amino acids. NCBI's taxonomy places the organism in Eukaryota, Fungi, Ascomycota, Saccharomycetes, Phaffomycetales, Wickerhamomycetaceae. Gene Ontology annotation, molecular function: aspartic-type endopeptidase activity. The record is from RefSeq and is a predicted model, not a curated record. Gene Ontology annotation, biological process: proteolysis. The transcript has a single exon.